AUGUCCCAGGCGAACUCGUUCCAACCGUGGAAACAAACCCUUCCCGUCGGAUUGCCCUCGAAUCUGGGCCCCGCGAUCUUUGGUGCUGGCGGCGGUGCAGUAGGCUAUGGAAAAGUACCACAACCACCGCCGACAUCAGCAACAGCAACUGCCCCGCCGUUGCAACCGUCGCCGUCGUCGUCUUCAUCUUCGUCGUCGUCCUCCGUAUCGCUAUUACCAGCGGCUGCUACGUCAUCGCACCUUCUGCAACCUGGAGCCAUGCAUGCGGAUGGUCGCCGUGAGCCGGCACCGAUCGGCGGCACGGGUGGCGCUGCGCUUGCCUUCUCCCCGUCGUCCCUGUCCAUGCACAACGGCGCGGGAAACGAUUUCCUCGCCCAAAUGGCCGUCAACAAGCUGAAGCUAGGCAAACUGAACACCAGCUACGAGCUGACGGCGGCUGUUGCAGCAUCCGCCGCGGACGAGGGGCUCGAGCUUGACCCAGGGGUGGCGGCUAUGCGGGCGAUGCUCACGGUGUCCGGCCAGAGUGCGCCGCUCGGGGACAAGGAACGAGAGCAACAGAUACAGCAAAUGUUUGAAAAAACUGUCAGUGACAACACCAAGAAACAGAUCCUAGAAAUAUUGGACAAAAUCUCCGUCCUGCGACCACCGGAACGAUUGCUGCUGUACCUUCGCAUGCCCGGUGGCUAUCCGGAAACAGAUCCGUUGCGGCAAUCGCAGAACCCCCUCGGGACGCGGCUUGAGAUCAACCAUACGAUCAACUGGGUUCGUUCGCAUCUGGAGCACGACCCUAAUGUGUCAAUUCCGAAGCAAGAAGUAUACGACGACUAUGUGGGGUACUGUGCCCGGAUCAACAUCAAGCCCCUGUCGACGGCGGAUUUCGGAAAGGUGAUGAAACAGGUGUUUCCCGGCAUUCGGCCACGGCGUCUAGGCACCCGCGGACAUUCCAGAUACUGCUACGCGGCUAUGCGCAAAGCGACGAAGCUGCCCAUACCGAAGCUGCCCGAUAUUACGGAUGCCGGUGGUGCGAGCGAGAAAAAUGGUGCCGAAAAUACCAACUUCGGCGACGAGGAAUCUUGGAAGGUGGUAAAACUGUGGGCCGAAGCAUUGCUGCCCGGGUCUUUCGGUUCGAUCAACGAGCUGGCCACGUUCAUCGCGAAGAACAACCUCAACACGCCAACCGGCGGCAACAGCCGGCAGCAGCUGCACAAGAAGAUUCUUCAGCGGGAGUUGAAGGAAAAACGAAAGCUUUCCGCGGUGGCGUUGAAAAAACGGCGCAAGAAACGCCGAAAGACCCUUUCGACGAGCAUUUGUGAAUCUGGGUCUUCGGAGCUCCGGAAUGGUGGGCAAGAAGAGGAAAAUAAUCCCCAGCAACCGUUCGGUGUCACAGGAGUAGUGCAACAAACGGAAACCGUAAGUACAAAGCAAACACCGACCGUUGUUCAGCAGCAGCAGCAGCAACAGCAACAGCAGCAAUUAGCGGCCAAGCAUCGCGAGCUGCUGCUCCAGCAGCACAUGAUUAAACGCGAGCAGCAAGAUUGUCUCGAUGAGGACAACAACAACACGACCAGUGGCGUUCUGGCCACUGCGAACAGCGCCAGUGGCAAGAUGCUGAUCCUGCAACGCCAGCAAAGUACAAAUCUCAACUGUGAUAACGCCAGCAACAACAGUGGCGCGUUUGAGUCGAUCAGUAAAGAGCUGGUGCUCAGUGCGACCAAUUUCACGCCGAGUGAUGCGGGUGUUCACGGUCAGCAGCUGCUGUCUCCCGCUAGUCACCCAUCACCGUCCCUGCAGCAACUACAGCCCCAGCAGCAACAGCAGCAACAGAUGAUCCAUCAGCGGCUCCUGGAAGCUGGAGGCAUGCGUAGCCCACAGGACCAGCACUUUCUCUCGAACAUUUACUGCAAAAAGGUACGCCAGGCGCAGCAACUAAAAGCCGUACAGCAGCAGCAGCAGCAGCAACUGCAACAAAAUCAGCAACAACCGCAACCACCACUGCAGCUUCAGCAGCAGCUGUUCUUUCCCAACCGUCCCCCUGGCGCAAAGCGUCAGUUGCCGGGCAACUUGGGCUAUGCCAGCAGACAGAAGCGCCUAAAGUUGCUGCAGGCCCGGCAGCAGCGUUCGCUCGAAUCGCAGAACAACAGUGCUCCACGGUACGAUGAGCAGGGCAAUUUGAUAUUGAUCGAAGCACCGCAAGAUCAGGGCCGGGACGAGUUCAUUAUACCACGCGAGCGGGUGAUCAGCAUUUGUAACAUGGACAAGAACGCCCUGGACGACUAUCUUAACUGCGAGGAAGAAAACUCGCAAGAUCAGGAUCAGGAGCUGUUAAAAUACUUCCCGGAGGAGGCAGGUCAACAGCCACCACCAAUGACCGGAAAUCAGCUCCCCUCCGGCGAGGUGAUGGAAGGUAGGAGCAGUGCUACCUCGAUGGAUACGGACAGUGCCAGCUACGGGCCCAUGUUUGAUGAUAGCGAACAGAAGCUUUUCCAGAUUCGGAUGAUUCUCGAAAAGAACCAGGCCACCCAGAACAACCGGAUGCAAAUGCAGCAACAGUUGCACCAAUCGAUGGAAGCCCAGCUGUCGGCGGGGGCCUCUUCUUCCGGUGCUGGUACUUACGAGCAUUCACAGUCUGGGAUGGGCUUACAGCCGGGCUCGGCGGCUGCCUCGCUCGCGAUGCUUUCUCAGCGUCACAAUACCCACGGAACAGCGGCCGGUGGCAUUUCGACCGAACAGUCGCCAGUAGGAAUGGUAAGAAGCAACGAGCGGGAACCAGGGAAGCAGAAAUUUGUUGGAACUCUCGAUCUUAAGCACUGCUCCAGUGGCCUCGAGGGAAACUACGAGCUCGGCGGCGGUAGUGGCAUCGGUGGACCGUCAAUGAGUCUCGGCGGAAGCAGUGGACAGACGUUGCAAAGCCCGACGACUCGGCGACGCAAUUGUAGUUUUGUUCCAAUUUCCCAGCCGGCUGCAAACAAGCAACAGCCACCGGCAAUGGGCACCGGAGGAGCAUCAAACGUUAACCAUACACCGAACGUGAGUCCGUUUGUUAGUCCUCGCAGCACACCGAUCCACCGGAAGGUUCCGAAGGGCGCUCCAAACGGCCACACGCUGCAGGACCAAAGCAAGUUCAAUCAUCAGUUACACCAACAGCAACUGCAUCACCAGCAGCUGCAGGGUGGCAGCGGCUACAACCAUCAUCCUCAUCAUCAACAUCAACUCCAACAUCAGCAGCAGCAACCGCAACAGUACUCUUCCGUUCGCACGUUGGGGGGCUACAUCAAGAAUGAACUUCCCGCGUCGGCUCCUCCGUCUCCGUCGAUGAUGCAACCGUUUCGGUUCGGUUCUACGCUCGGGGGGCUGAACUGUGCCGGUGGAGGCGGCCUUCCGUCGCAGCAACCGACCGCAUUCCAGCCGAUCUGUGGACCCCAGAUGGUCGGCAGCGGUGGUGGCCCCGGCAGUAUGCCGAUGGCGCUCGAAUCACGCUCGAGCAGCGUGCCGUUGCUGCAGAACUACGAGAGCUACUGCAACUCCAACUACAAUUCCGUCUCGCAGACGCCGGUCCCGUCGGAGUACGACGACUUCACUGACACCGGCAUUCUCGACAUGCUGAACGAACAAUCGGCCCAGUUGUCGGCGGCGAUCAAGAUCGAAGAAUCGGAACUGACGCUUCCCGAUCUGCUCGAUCAGCAGGCGCAACAGGAGCAGGAAGCUGGUGGAGAAGGUGGAGCAGCAACAGGAGGCGGUAUGUUUAACAUCAUUUCUCGGUCGGUCCCCUCGACCCCUUUGCCGCUGUUGGGCGGAUUCUCUGGAGGAGGUGGCAGCAGUGCGGCGGGACUAGCAUCGGCAGAGACCGCCUGCUUGGGUGGCACCGAAACCGGAAGUGGGUUCGUUUCGAGCAGGAGGUCACUUUUUGAGUACCCGAAAUCCGUCCCUUCGACACCGAUCACAGUCGGCGACGGCGGUUGCCACGAGACUUCAAUUUUUCAGUACAGUCCCGAAACGUCACGCGAUUUUCUCAUAAAUGGCAACUCCGUCGAUCGAAGCAAAGCUUCGUCCGCUGGUGCUUCCACCUUCUACGGCAGUGUGGGUGCGGAUGCUGGAUCUGCGACUGCCGGUGUCGGCGAUGGGAGCCUGGGCAUGCCGAGCGGCAGCACUGGCCGAGACGUAAAUGGAAACGUGGCGAACGAGUUGGCGGCACUGCAGGCUGGCAGCGGCGGCGGUGGCGGUGGCGGUGGCGGUGCUUGCUCGGUGCACGAUGCAACCGGUGGUCCAUCGGACGAACCACCGUCGGCUGAAAUGGCCAAUCUGACCGACGGCAUCGAGGGACUGUCGACCGAUCUCGACGCCGUGACCGACUCGAUGAUGGACUCGGACAUCCUGCAAAAUCUGUAA
Molecule: messenger RNA, 4386 nt
Organism: Anopheles bellator
Lineage: Eukaryota; Metazoa; Arthropoda; Insecta; Diptera; Culicidae
Exons: 7
Coding region: 1-4386 (1461 amino acids)
Biological process (GO): regulation of transcription by RNA polymerase II
Molecular function (GO): RNA polymerase II cis-regulatory region sequence-specific DNA binding; DNA-binding transcription factor activity, RNA polymerase II-specific
Source: RefSeq, a predicted model, not a curated record